Molecule: messenger RNA, 741 nt
Organism: Colletotrichum destructivum
Lineage: Eukaryota; Fungi; Ascomycota; Sordariomycetes; Glomerellales; Glomerellaceae
Product: Putative nitrogen regulatory protein PII/ATP phosphoribosyltransferase
Exons: 3
Coding region: 59-574 (171 amino acids)
Source: RefSeq, a predicted model, not a curated record
CUGUCGCCAGAUGACGAGACACACUGUCUCACAGUCGCUUUCCAAGUAGGAGCAAACUAUGAAUAUUAUGUCAAUACGAGGCUCGGUUUCAAGCAUCUUUUUGCGUGGUAAUUGCAUAUUGCGACAUUCUCGGCUUUCCCCUUCCCGCCCAAGUGCCUCCUCACAUUGUCAACGGGUUCGCAACAGUACAGUAAGGCUAGCCGCACCCCACCAUCACCAUAUCGCGACAACUUCAGCGAUGGCGGAUCGCUUCAAGCUCGUGUACACCGUUCCAGCCUCCCACCUGGCGGUGACCAAGGACGCCGUUUUCAAGAUUGGCGCCGGCGUCUACGACAAUGGCAAAUACGUCCAGGUCGCGUUCGAGCUCAUUGGCUCCGGUCAGUUCAUGCCUGUCGCUGCCGCCGGAGCGGAUCCUCACACUGGCGCUGUCGAUAAUCUUGAGAAAGUCCUCGAGUACCGUGUCGAGGUUCUAUGUGUGGGGCGAGAUGUCACCAAGGCUGCGGUCGACGCUCUGAAAAGCGCCCAUCCAUACGAGGUUCCGGCGUACGAGGUGUACAAGUUGGAAGACUUCUAAUUGCGUCGUAACUGCACUGGCUUGUAAUCCAAGGAUGACUCCACAAUCUACAGGCGACCGAACCCAGGGAAUCCGCCAAUUUAUGUUUUCACCUCUCGUCAUGCUUCACGACCCGACCAGUUCUUGUGAUUUGUACGUGGCAUGUCUUUGCCCAAUGAAAGUGGCCC